Molecule: messenger RNA, 1973 nt
Organism: Durusdinium trenchii
Lineage: Eukaryota; Dinophyceae; Suessiales; Symbiodiniaceae
Source: the annotation of a GenBank genome assembly
CGAGGCCCUGGCAGUCUGGAACACCUUACCCUACUUCCCGUGCAGCUCAUGCAUUUUAGAAGUAGAAGCAGUAGACGGAUUUAGCGAAGAAACCUGGUUGAAAUGAGGUUUCACGGCUUCGGGUCAUGUUUUUUUCCAUAACGAUCUCUCCGCCCCUGUGAUCUCGCAAGAGUCAUGAUGGAAGGCACCAAAGGAAAAGUGCUCUCGAUGUCGGUCGAGAAGGUGCAUGAAGAAUUCGAGAAGGCCGUUGACAAGUUUCGGCGGGUUCCUUACGACAUUUUUGACGUCAAAGAAGCAGCAUUUAUUGAAGACUUUCAUGAUUUUCGGCUUACGAUCCGUGACCUGGAUCGGCGCUUGGGCUCCGUUUUGGCUGCGGCCUUCCACGACCAAAACACCUUGCACGGUCGCAGCAAGCUCCUCGAUGCCUUCGAGGGGCUGCUUGAGCGGCCAGUGAUACAGGCUGAGCUGGUCCGCAAACAGAAGGUGCUCAUUGACCAGUACAGGCUUGAUGUGGACCAGAUUCACGCCAAUUUCACGGCCAACGAAGAAAAGGUCGACCAUUGCGACGCAGAUGCACCAAUCUUUGCCAACCUGCCUCCGGUGGCUGGUGCCAUCUUCUGGGCUCGCAGCCUCCGGACACGUCUUCAGGAGCCUAUGCCCAAGAUUUUGGCGUACAACGAGCUCAUGCGUGAGGUCCCUGAGAGCUUCAAGGAGCUGCUCCGCAUCCACGAUCAAACCCUACAGACCUUGGAUGAAUAUGAGAAGCGCCGAUACUCGGAAUGGAAGCAAGAGGCAGUUGAAGAGGCUGCAAAGCGGUUGCACAUGCGGCUGCUUCGUCGCCACGACAGGACUGGGCUUCUGAAGGUGAACUUCGAUCCAGCUCUCGUGCGGUUGUUGCGAGAGGUGCGCUUCUUCCUCAUCUACGGCAUGGAGGUGCCACCUGAAGCUUUGACGAUCUACAACAUGGUGGACACAUACCGCACCUGGACCAGCCAGUUGGAUCACAUUGUUGGGCUGUACAACUCAGUUCUCACAGAUCUACUGCCAGUGGAGGAGCCGCUGCUUGAAGACCGGAUCCUGAAAAUGGAUAAUGCGCUGGCCCCUGGGCUCACAGAGCUGAAAUGGUCUCGAGAGGAUCAGAUCCCGGACUUUAUCGCAGAAGCGAUGAAGGUCGUCAGCGAUGUGUCAGCCAUUGUGGACAUCAUGAAGGGCAACUUGCGAAAGAUCAGCAACAUCCUCUCGCAGUGGUGCAAGGACUCAAUGCUGGAACGGAAGCGUGGAGCGAAGCCUGUGUCGGUGGAGGAGUUUGAGCAGAACCACAAAGCUCGCGUUGGGGUUUGCCUCAUGAACAUGACGGAUGGAGGAAAGGAGAUUCAUCGUUUCGUCAAAGACUCCAGUGAGUCUCUGAAGAUCUCAAAGACGGCGCCAACUUGGAAGGCCUAUGUGGACUUUGUCAACAACGUUGUCAUCGAGGGCUUUGUCUCGGCCAUCGCAGUCUCCCUCCAGUACCUUUGUGAGAUCCUCGAUCCUUUGAUCAUUGCCAGACACGAGAUGCUGCCUUUAUUUGAUGUGAAGAUUGAGCUUCAGGGCGAUGAGAUCGUUUUUGAUCCACCCUUCGAGGAUGAGGAGAAUCCGAGCCGGACGACCCUAAGAAGCACAAUCGACAGCUGGUUGAAAGAUUUCUUCGCUAUGGCCACCGUCAUGGUUCGUCUAGAUUCCAAUGUCGGAGACUAUUUGAAUGAGAUCAAGGAGCACUUCCAGAUGCAAUGCUUGCUAUCGUUAGUCUCAGAGCUGAUAGACAAUACAGAGGCCAAGUGCGUGGAAUAUCGGGAAACCUUCAUGACGCACUCCUUCCUAUGGACCGACAGCGUUGAAAAGACCUUCGAAAGAUUCUUGCAGGAUAACCCCAAGGAGUUGGUCAAUUUCCAAGAGGGCGGCAUGAGCUUUCGGGACAUCAUGAUCCGCAUCAAGGU